Messenger RNA from Neltuma alba, 1311 nucleotides. RefSeq lists its product as uncharacterized. Bases 25 to 1149 code for a protein of 374 amino acids. The record is from RefSeq and is a predicted model, not a curated record. The transcript is spliced from 3 exons. Lineage: Eukaryota; Viridiplantae; Streptophyta; Magnoliopsida; Fabales; Fabaceae.
CUCCCCCCCACCCCCCUCUCUAAAAUGCAGAAGCUCCAAGCAUUGUUGUUAGUAUUAUUCUUCUCAGCAAGCUACGACGCCGUUUUGUCUCUCUCUGACGGUUUAUUGCCGAAUGGUAACUUCGAGAAAGGCCCAAGGCCAUCGCAACUGAAAGGGUCGGUGGUAGUGGGCAACGAUGCAAUCCCCAACUGGACGACGCAGGGUUUCGUCGAGUACAUCAAAUCCGGCCAGAAGCAAGGCGACAUGGUGCUGGUGGUGCCGGAGGGAUCCCACGCCGUCAGGCUCGGCAACGAAGCUUAUAUCAAACAGAAAGUGAAGCUGGUGAAGGGUGGCUUCUACUCGCUAACGUUCAGCGCGUCAAGGACGUGCGCGCAGGAGGAGAAGCUCAACAUCUCGGUGGUGCCAACGACAGAGAAGGCGGACUGGGGAGUGAUUCCGAUUCAGACUAUGUACGGUAGCAACGGGUGCGAGUCUUUCUCGUGCGGGUUCCGAGCGGACUAUCCGGAACUGGAAAUCGUGAUCCACAACCCGGGAGUCGAGGAGGACCCGGCUUGUGGCCCGCUUAUUGAUUCCGUUGCUUUGAAGCUUCUUUACCUUCCAAGGAGAACCUCAGCGAAUCUGUUGAAAAACGGGAACUUUGAGGAGGGCCCCUUGAUCUUGCCCAAUACAACAUGGGGAGUUCUAAUUCCGCCUCACAUCGAGGACGCUCACAGUCCUUUACCAGGAUGGAUCGUCGAAUCUCUCAAAGCCGUAAAAUACAUCGAUUCCGACCACUUCUCGGUGCCGGAAGGAAAAAGAGCCAUCGAAAUCGUGGCCGGAAGAGAAAGCGCCAUCGCACAAGUGGUCCGAACCAUCGUCGGAAAGGUGUACGACCUGACGUUCGCCGUGGGUGACGCCAGUAACAAGUGCGAAGGAUCAAUGGUGGUAGAGGCAUUCGCAGGCAGAGACACAGUGAAGGUGCCGUAUGAAUCUAAAGGCAAAGGAGGAUUCGUUCGAGGGAAGCUCCGAUUCAAAGCAGUGUCGCCACGUACGCGUAUCAUGUUCUUCAGUUCGUUUUACACCAUGAAGAAUGAUAACUCUGGUUCUUUGUGCGGGCCAGUGAUUGAUGAUAUCAGAUUGCUCAGCGUUCGUUAUCCUAGACGGGCUUGAAAAUUCCAUCUUGUACCAUGCAUCACUAAAUUUUACAUGCCAGCUUCUUCUUGUUUUUUUUUUUUUUAAAAAGAAAAUUAGAUCAUCAGGCACUAAUAACUUGACAUUGUAAAAGCAUGAUCGAAGUUGCAACUUUCUAGUUGUAGAAGAGCUUUUAUGUCA